CGAUUCCUCCCAAAUUGUCCCAACCUUUCUAAAAAGUCAAGACUCUCCCAAUGGCUUUUUCACUACUUUCCAUUGUAGCAAUACUUGUUUGCUUCUUUAGUUUCGUCCAAGGAUAUUGGCAAAAUGGCCAUGCAACCUUUUAUGGUGGAGGAGAUGCCUCUGGCACAAUGGGUGGUGCUUGUGGAUAUGGAAAUUUGUAUAGCCAAGGAUAUGGUACCAACACUGCGGCAUUAAGUACUGCUCUUUUCAAUGAUGGUUUAAGUUGUGGGUCAUGUUAUGAGAUGAGAUGCACCGACGACCCUAGAUGGUGCUUGCCCGGUAGCAUAAUUGUCACCGCGACAAACUUCUGCCCGCCUAAUCCUGCCCAAUCUAAUGAUAAUGGUGGAUGGUGCAACCCUCCUCUACAACACUUUGAUUUAGCAGAGCCUGCUUUCUUGCAAAUUGCACAAUACCGGGCUGGUAUUGUGCCCGUCUCAUUCCAAAGGGUACCUUGUGCGAAGAAGGGAGGAGUGAGGUUUACGAUAAACGGGCACUCAUACUUCAACUUGGUUUUGAUCACCAACGUUGGCGGUGCAGGGGAUGUACAUGCAGUCUCGAUCAAAGGAUCAAACACUGGAUGGCAAGCAAUGUCACGAAACUGGGGGCAAAACUGGCAAAGCAAUUCUUACAUCAAUGGCCAAAGCCUUUCCUUUCAAGUCACCACUAGCGAUGGAAGAACCAUCACGAGCUACAACGUGGCACCUGCUGGUUGGCAGUUUGGUCAGACGUUUCAAGGAGCACAAUUUUAAGGUUUUAUAACAAGUAGACAAAGGUGUGGAAGUUAAAAAUGGAUACUCAAAGAAGAAAAAACUUGAAAGCAUAGAUUCUAAUGAUUUUGUAUAUUGCAGAGGUGGCAAGUUAGCACCCGCUUACCUUACAAUGUUCAAAUAUACACAAAUGAUAUCAUUUGGGUGGUAGUGUUACUACUCCUUACCUUUCUA
Erigeron canadensis is the source of this 980-nucleotide messenger RNA. Its product is annotated as expansin-A8-like. Bases 51 to 788 code for a protein of 245 amino acids. Gene Ontology annotation, cellular component: extracellular region. Lineage: Eukaryota; Viridiplantae; Streptophyta; Magnoliopsida; Asterales; Asteraceae. Gene Ontology annotation, biological process: plant-type cell wall organization. The record is from RefSeq and is a predicted model, not a curated record. The transcript has 3 exons.